Molecule: messenger RNA, 252 nt
Organism: Cooperia oncophora
Lineage: Eukaryota; Metazoa; Nematoda; Chromadorea; Rhabditida; Trichostrongylidae
Source: the annotation of a GenBank genome assembly
AUGGGCACGAUGCGAGAAUUCACAACCGCGACAGAAGCAAAUACAGAUCUCUCGGCCACACUUUUCAAGUCGAAAUUCACUCUGUUAAAUCCACUGCGUGUUCAAAAACUAUUUAAUAAUAUCACUGCUGAAGAAAUUCCAAUUCUAAUGGUGAAGUCUGGUGAAUCGAAACAUCCUAAUGAUCUCUUAUUGACGAGAAUUCCUGUACCUCCAGUUUGUGUUCGUCCAUCCGUUAUAUCAGGUAACUUCUAG